GACGUCGGAGCAGGCGGGCGGGACCGGCGCGGAUGUGGCGAGGCUGCUGAAGGCAGGUUCCGCAGUAUGGCGGGGACGGCGCUGAAGAGACUGAUGGCCGAGUACAAACAAUUAACCCUGAAUCCUCCAGAAGGAAUUGUGGCAGGCCCCAUGAAUGAAGAGAAUUUUUUUGAAUGGGAGGCAUUGAUCAUGGGCCCUGAAGACACUUGCUUUGAGUUUGGUGUUUUUCCUGCCAUCCUGAGUUUUCCACUUGACUACCCUUUGAGUCCUCCGAAGAUGAGAUUCACCUGUGAGAUGUUCCAUCCCAACAUCUAUCCUGAUGGGAGAGUCUGCAUCUCCAUCUUGCAUGCCCCAGGCGAUGAUCCCAUGGGCUAUGAGAGCAGUGCUGAGCGGUGGAGCCCUGUGCAAAGUGUAGAGAAGAUCCUGCUUUCGGUGGUGAGCAUGCUGGCAGAGCCCAAUGAUGAGAGUGGAGCGAAUGUAGAUGCCUCCAAGAUGUGGCGGGAUGACCGUGAGCAGUUCUACAAAAUUGCCAAGCAGAUUGUACAGAAGUCUCUGGGGCUCUGAGGCCACACCCUGCGCACACCGAGCAGACCAGCGCUGUCCUCCAGAACACUCGCCACAGUGCUGCCGUGCUGACACCAACACAGGCAACCGCCGAGCCACGGCACCUAUUGUUCCUUCCUUUCCAUCCCAGACAGGCAGCUCCCCUAAAUCAUGACUGGAAUAAUGACAGCGGCUACGUUGCUUAGGACUCCUCCUGCUGCGCCUCAGGGAGGGGUCCAGGCCGUCCUCACUACCUCUCCCAGCCACGGGGUGCUCAGCUCUGUUCCUUCCUGCAGUGCUGAGGACCUGCCUCUGUCAUCCACCAGGAACUGGGGAUACCAGUGCUGCUUCUUCUGAGGACAUGGGGCCGUGGAGAAAGCAGUGUGAGCCUGCUGUCCCUGCCUCUCAGUUCCUAGGUGUCCCAGGAGGCACUCUGAGCUUCUUUUGACACUUUGCACUUACAAGCCUAGGCUGCCUUUGGCAUGGUGACAGAGGCUUGCUGUGUGCAUCACAGAUGUCACUAUAGCCCCCACCAGGGGCUAUUAUGUAAAUGGGUUUAUGAGAAGAAGGGACAGUGGUCACCAGGACUGCUGCUCUUGCGGUUGCAUCCAUGUCUGAGUUACUGGUGCACGUGAGAGCAGGCUGGGACCGCCAGGGUUUUAGUGCGGCUCUCAUCUGGGGGUUCUGUAGAUAUACAUGCGGUUGUACCAGGUUUAGCUCUAGGAUCAAAUUGUUCUUCGCUGUCAGGGUUGGAAGGGAAUCUGCCACUAGGUGCUCAGCAGAGGUGCACAUUUUGAACUAGACAAGCUGGGGAACACCUGUGGUGCAGGCCGGGGUGGAGGGUCUCACAGCAGGACCGUGCUGAGCAGCAGUGCCCGAGCAGGCCCCACAAGCAAUAAGAGAUCUUCAGUGUAGGCAGAUGUUGGCCUUUUCUAAACAGGUUAUAUUUACAAUGAGUUUCUAUUUUUAAAGUGCCGCUCAUCUGUGGGUGUGCGCAGUUCUCCCUGCACACGAUCCGCUUUUCCCCGCCCACGUGUGGUCCCAGCAGUGGCUGGCGCUGUGCAUGUCUCGUGGUGUUAGUAGUGCCCGGCUCUGGGGCUCCCAGUGGGGACCUGUGGGGACCUCAUGCUUUCCUUCUCCCAAGGGAGGCCGUUUCUGUUGAAACGCAGCAGAGUCUGGUGUUGGGAGUCCAGGAGAAGGGAAUUGUACCAAAAUAGUAUUUGUAGGCCACUGAGAUGAAGCCCUCUCUGAAAAGAAGUGGUCUGUGUGGGGACAUGAACACAUACAGAGUGGCCCCAGCAUGCCGCCACCCUCUGGCCUCCCUGGCAAGCGGUGGAAGACAGGCAUUCUCUUUACAAAACAAAAGUAUUUUUAUUCAUUUGUAUUUAUUAAAUGAAAAAAGAAUCCUCUGGUGUCCCUCUUCUGUGGUGGACUUUAACUGCUGUUAAAUAAAAGUGUAUA
Molecule: messenger RNA, 2004 nt
Organism: Chionomys nivalis (European snow vole)
Lineage: Eukaryota; Metazoa; Chordata; Mammalia; Rodentia; Cricetidae
Gene: Ube2g2
Product: ubiquitin conjugating enzyme E2 G2
Exons: 6
Coding region: 67-564 (165 amino acids)
Cellular component (GO): endoplasmic reticulum; cytosol
Source: RefSeq, a predicted model, not a curated record